Oncorhynchus kisutch (coho salmon) is the source of this 9982-nucleotide messenger RNA. Its product is annotated as nuclear receptor corepressor 1. The transcript has 47 exons. The coding region runs from base 224 to 7702 and encodes 2492 amino acids. Gene Ontology annotation, molecular function: nuclear thyroid hormone receptor binding; transcription corepressor activity. Gene Ontology annotation, cellular component: chromatin. The record is from RefSeq and is a predicted model, not a curated record. NCBI's taxonomy places the organism in Eukaryota, Metazoa, Chordata, Actinopteri, Salmoniformes, Salmonidae. Gene Ontology annotation, biological process: negative regulation of transcription by RNA polymerase II.
AUCGACAGACAAAUGUGGUGCAGCGUUCUGUCUGCUACGACCCGUCUACUGUCCGUCAACAGCGGGUUUACAAAGCAUCAGCCCUUUAAACCCAAUAAGAACACAUUUACUUCUUACACGGUACUUUUUCCCCGAAUGUGAGGUGGUUUGGGUCUCCAGCCAUGCUCCAGCAGAGCCCCUGAUCAGUGCAGCAACAGCCCGCCCAGCUCAACCCGGAGCCAGGAUGUCCAGUAGCUCGGGCUAUCCCCCUACCCAGGGCAGCUUCAGCAGUGAGCAGAGCCGCUACCCAUCACACUCUGUCCAGUACACCUUCAGCACCACACGCCACCAACAGGAGUUCACCGUCCCGGACUACCGAGGUCACCUGCAGGACCAGCAAGGUCGACGAAGGCCUUCCUUGCUUUCGGAAUUCCACCCUGGAACUGAGAGGCCUCCAGAGAGACGUCAUGGCUACGAGCAGCAGUUCCACAGUGUCACCUCCCAGCAGCAGGCUGACGGCCACGAGGCUCUGGAGGCCAAGCGGCCCCGCAUGGAGACUGUCUCUGAGGCCCACUUCGCCCGCGGUGCCCUGCCCGGGGGAAUCAUUUUACCCCUGCAGUCCCACCAGGUCCAGGACAGCCUCAGAGCCAACGUAGGGGAGGUCAAUAAGGAGACCCAGUUCAGUGGCAUGAAAGCCGAGUCCCAGGCUCCAGGAGGGCUGCACCAUGUGGGGGAGGUUCCUGACAGCUCACCCUCCAGAUUGUCCAAGGAAGAGCUGAUCCAGAGCAUGGACCGUGUGGACAGAGAGAUCGCUAAAGUGGAGCAGCAGAUCUUCAAGCUGAAGAAGAAGCAGCAACAACUGGAGGAGGAAGCGGCGAAGCCAGUGGAGCCAGAAAAGCCAGUGACCCCUCCCCCCAUACCACAGGAACACAACAAGCACCGCAGCAUUGUCCAGAUCAUCUAUGACGAGAACAGGAAAAAAGCUGAAGAGGCCCAUAAGAUAUUCGAAGGUCUUGGUCCUAAGGUUGAACUGCCCCUGUAUAAUCAGCCAUCGGAUACAAAAGUUUACCAUGACAACAUAAAGACUAAUCAAGUGAUGAGGAAGAAACUGAUUCUGUUUUUCAAGAGAAGGAACCAUGCUCGUAAACAAAGGGAACAGAACAUCUGCCAGCGCUACGACCAGCUAAUGGAGGCCUGGGAAAAGAAGGUGGAGCGGAUGGAGAACAACCCACGUCGCAAGGCCAAAGAUAGCCGCACCAGAGAGUACUAUGAGAGACAGUUCCCCGAGAUACGCAAGCAGAGAGAGCAGCAGGAGCGCUUCCAGAGGGUUGGUCAGAGAGGAACUGGAAUGUCUGCGACCAUUGCCAGAAGCGAGCAUGAGAUUUCUGAAAUCAUCGAUGGCCUUUCUGAACAGGAGAAUAACGAGAAGCAGAUGAGACAGCUGUCAGUCAUCCCACCCAUGAUGUACGACACCGAGCAGAGGCGAGUCAGGUUCAUCAACAUGAACGGCCUGACGGAUGACCCCAUGAAGGUGUACAAGGCUCGGCAGUUCAUGAAUGUGUGGACCGAACAAGAGAAGGGGAUCUUCAAAGAAAAGUUUGUUCAGCACCCCAAAAAUUUUGGCCUCAUUGCUUCUUAUCUAGAGAGAAAGUGUGUGUCCGAUUGUGUCCUGUACUACUACUUGACCAAGAAGAACCAGAACUACAAGACACUGGUGAGACGCAACUACGGCAGACGGCGAGGGAGAAACCACCAAAUAACACGAUCCUCACAAGAAGAAAAGUCAGACGAUAAACCUGAAGAGGACAAGUUGGAGAAGUCAGAGAAAAAAGAGGACGAGCAGAAUAAGGAAGAGGAAGAGAAAGAUGAAAAGGAGGACUCCAGGGACAUCGGAAAAGACAAAGACAAGUGUGACGGCGGGGAGGACGAGGACGGUAAGGAGCAGAGCACGCCACGUGGCAGGAAGACCGCCAACAGCCAGGGCCGGCGCAAGGGAAGGAUCACCACGCGCUCCAUGGCCAAUGAGGCUGCCUCUGUGGCGGCCGAGGAGCCACCGCCACCCGAGCCUCUCUUGCCCUCCGAGCCCCCUCAGCCUUCCAAACCUGAGCCUACUACCCAGAAGGCUGUGAGAGAGCCCACCAAAUCUGCACCGGGUGAGCCCCCCAUGGACCCUAACAGAGGAGCAGGAGGAGCUGCUGCUGCGAACGGCGAAACCGGAGAGACUUCUCGCUGGACCGAGGAGGAGAUGGAGGUUGCCAAAAAAGGGCUUGUCGAGCACGGGCGCAACUGGCCAGCCAUUGCCAAGAUGGUGGGCACCAAGAGCGAGGCUCAGUGCAAGAACUUCUACUUCAACUACAAGAGACGGCACAACCUGGACAACUUGCUCCAGCAGCACAAGCAGGACACACGGCGGGCACGGGGAGAUCGAGACCCGUCUCAGAGCGAGAGCAUGGCUUCAGCUGAUGACGACCAAAACCCAGAGGAUAGUGAUGGUGGAGAUAACAGCUCAGACACAGAGAGCGCCCCGUCCCCGUCGGACCCCUCCAAGGCCGGAGGGGAUUCCCAGAGGGGAGACGGAGCUGGAGGGUCAGAGAACCAGUGGUCCAACAAGGGCCAGGCUAGCAAUGGGAGGAUACAGGAGCCCUCCUACGGGGAGCUGAGGGUCAAGUUGGAGAAGAGCCCCGAGGGAGAGGCCAGAGAGCCUGGCUCUCAGGAGGAUGGGGAGAGAGCACGGGUGGCCUACGAGGGACAUGGGCACCCCAAGAGCGAGCCCCAAGAUGUGGACAUGAAGCCUGGGGGGGCCGGGGAGGUGCAGGUGAAGGUGGAGCCUGACUCUGCCAAGGAGAAGGGGGAGCCAGAGAAGCAGAGGGAGGGGCACCACUCAGACAACGACUCCAGUGCCACCUGCAGCGCCGACGAAGAUGUAGACGCUGAGCCCGAGAGACAGAGGAUUUUCUCUAGUAUGGACAAGCCUUCGUUGCUCAGCCCUCCCGGCUCAGUGCUGAUGUCCACGGCCAAGCAGGCCCACCUCAACAUGCAGCAGCUCCAGCAGCGCGCCGCUGCCAUCCCGCCCAUGGUGGUUCCUUUUGGUCCUGGUGGAAUUUCCAUAGGAGCCCCCCUCAGCGGUUUUGCCAUGUUCCAGCACCAGAUCACGGCUGUGCACGAGUCAGCCCACGCCGAGGAGAAACAGAGGCAGGAUCAGGCUGACCCCGAGCGCAGCAGACAACCCACCAACUGCCCUGGCUUCACCAACCACAGCCCCACCAUAGUGGACAGGGAGGGUAAGCCCUUCCCCUACAUGCCUUAUGAUAUGAAGAUGGCUCUGGAGCAGGAGGCCCAGUCUGGUCGGCCAGGCUCUCCCUACGGGCUCUCUCCCAGGGACAUGAGCAAGGCCUCUCCUCAGCCCAAUGACCCCAACGCCUCCCGCUACAGCGUGCCUCCAGUGCUCCAGCCAGCUCCCAACCAGGUGGUCCAGAGCCUGCCUGAUGGAGUCCGUGUGACUUUCUCCAGACACAGCCGACCCGCCAACAUUCCAUCUCCUCCUCCAUUAAUUCCAACCUCCAAACCCACAGACAAGCCCUCCUUUAUCCAGGGUGGCUCCAUCUCCCAGGGGACUCCUGGUACGUACCUACCGUCUCAUGCUGUCUACGGUGGCCCAGAGGGGGCAAAGAGUUCUGUGGGCUCCAUAUCUCUGGGCCUGCCCAGGCAGCAGGACCCCGCCAAGCCUGUGUCCUACAUUAAGCAGGAGCAGUGUUCUCCGCGUGGCCAGUCUGAGGGACUCCUCUCUCGCACGCAGUAUGAGGGGGUAGUCAGAGGAGGCCCAAUGGAUGGGGGUAUCAGCAGGGGAAACUCAGCCAGAGGAUCAAUCACACAGGGCACGCCAGCCCUGUCCGGGUCCAGCAUUGCGGCUGACCUGCUGAAGGGCACCAUCACCAAGCUGCCCACGGAGGACCUGAGCAGCCCAGAGAAGGCUCGGGAACAGCUGGCCAAGGGACACGUCAUCUACGAAGGCAAGAGUGGACACAUCCUCUCCUACGACGCCAUUAAAAACCCAAGAGAGGCCACACGUAGCCCCAGGACAGGCCAUGAGCUCAAACGCUCCUACGAUAUGAUGGAGGUCGCCAGAGGCCACCCCGGGAGAGAGGGAGCCCCCUUCGAAGGGUUGAUCAGCCGAGCCCUGCCCAGAGACAGUCCCCACGGGGAGUCUAAGGAGAGGCCCAUGAUGACUGGAUCCAUCAUGCAAGGUACACCCAGAACCUCUGCAGAGGCCUAUGAGGAGAGCAUGAAGUACGGCAAGCAGAUAAAGAGGGAGAGUCCACCCAUCCGCUCCUUUGAGGGGGGGAUAGGUAAGGGUAAGCCCUACGAGGGGGUGAACACCAUUAAGGAGAUGGGCCGCUCCAUCCACGAGAUCCCCCGCCAGGAGCAGCCUGGACAGGACCCCCGCAAGACCCCCGACAUGGCUGCCAACAUCCGAGCCUCCAUGGAGGGCUCUAUAUCCCAGGGCCAUCCUCUGAGCCAGUCGGCCAUCAAGCACAACGUCAAGUCCCUGAUCACCAGUCCCAGUAGGCUGCCCCAUGGUCACACCAUGCCCCCGCUGGAGGCCAUGGAGCGGGCCAAGUAUGAAGAGAGCAAGGCGGCAGCGGAGCAGCGAGCGCGCCACACCUCUGUGGUCAACUCGGCAACCUCCGUCCUGCGUUCCACCCACCAGGAGCAAGGAAAGUCCCAGCUCAGCCCGGGCAUGUACCAAGAUGCCGACGCCCGCAGGACCCCGGUCAACUACAGCACUAGCUCCAUGUCCAGAGGCUCACCGAUGCUGGGCCGAGGACAGGAGGGCUCUGGGAAGCCUGCGUCCCAUGACCGGAAGAGUACCAUGACCCCCACUCAGAGGGACAGUGUUCCAGCCAAGUCUCCUGUGUCAGGGGGUGACCCCAACCACCCUAUGGCCUCCCACAGCCCCUUCGACCCCCACCACCGCCCCAUAGCCCCCGGAGAGCCCAGGUUCCACCUACCUCCACACCUAGACCCUGCCCUCUUCCACAGGGCUGUCCUGGACCCAGCUGCGUACAUGUUCCCGAGGCAGCCGUCCCCAACGGGCUACCACAACACCUACCAGCUGUACACCAUGGAGAACACGAGGCAGACCAUCCUCAAUGAUUAUAUCACCUCCCAGCAGAUGCAGGUUAUCCCACGGCCCGACGUCGCCAGGGGCCUGUCGCCACGGGAACAGCAACCGAUAGCUCUGUCUUACCCUCCCGGAGCGCGAGGGAUUAUUGAUCUAGCCCAGAUGCCUCCAACUAUCCUGUUGCCUCACCCUGGGGGAACAGGUACUCCCACUUUGGACCGCAUCACCUACAUCCCUGGAGCUCAACCCCCUUUCCCUCCUAGGCCUUUCAACCAAGCCUCCAUAUCUCCAGGCCACCAAGCCCACCUCGCAGCUACUGCAGCGGCCAACCAGGAGCGAGAACGUGAGAGGGAGCGUGAUCGGGAGCACCGAGAAAAAGAGAGAGAAAGGGAGCACAGGGAGCGGGAACAGGAGCAAAGACAACGAGAGCGUGAGCGAGCAGUGGCUGCAGCGGUUGCCAAUGACUACAUGCGUGGAGGUCCUGGGCAGCCAGACAGACCAGGUAGCCGUGGAUACCUGCGUAGCCCCUCCCCCUCUAUGAGAUCACAGGAAGCCCAGCAGCAGCGGCCCAGCAUCUUCCAGGGAGCCAACAGCAAGGGCGUCAUCACCCCUCUCAUGCCGGCAGCGGCAGCAGCCCAGGCAGGAGCCCGUUACAGCACUGCAGCCGACGCCCUGGCUGCCCUGGUGGACGCCGCCGCCUCCGCCCCUCAAAUGGACGUCAACAAAGGCAAGGACUCUUCCAAGCAUGACCGAGAUGACGACAUAUCUUUAUCAUCCUCGGUGGCCAGGCGGCAGCACGAGCAGCAGCAGCAGGAGGCAGACAGGCGCUCCAUGCAGUCUCCCUACGGCCCAAUGUCUCUGCCAGGGGGGAAACUCCACCCAGGAUACGCUGAGGGGCCCAAUGGUCCCCAGGGGAGUAAGGACAAGGGUCCUCCCAGCAAGUCACGCAUCGAGGAAGAGCUGAGGACCAGAGGAAAGACCACCAUCACGGCCGCCAACUUCAUUGACGUCAUCAUUACGAGCCAGAUCGCCUCGGACAAGGACUCCCGGGAGAGAGGCUCCCAGAGCUCCGACUCCUCCAGCAGCUUGUCGUCCAGUAGGUAUGAGAUGCCCAGUGGAGGAGCCAUCGAUGUGAUCAGCCCAGCCAACUCUCCAGCCCAGUCCCAGCAGCAGCAGGACGACAGGGACCGGGCCGACAGGGACCGGGCCGACAGGGACCGGGCCGACAGGGACCGGGCCGACAGGGACCGGGCCGACAGGGAGAGGGCCGACAGGGACCGGGCCGACAGGGACCGGGCCGCACAGGCAGCAGCACAAGCAGCUGGCAUGCGUCCCUUUGACAUGAUCCGCUACCGCCAGUCAGCAGAGUCACAGCAGCCCCCCUCCUCCCAGGCUGACGGAGGGUACUCCCAGUCCCAGCAGGUCCCCAAGACCCACCGGGUCAUGACCCUGGCUGACCACAUCUCGCAUAUCAUCACCCAGGACUUUGCCAGGAACCAGGACCCUCCUCAGUCCUCCACUACCAUCUCCUCCUCUGCCACCACCACAUUCCAGAGUGCCCAGCUGCCCGUGUCUAUCUUGGGCCCUGGGGGUCGUGCCAAGGUCCCCAGCCGCUACAGCCCAGAAAACCAGGCCCAGGCCCCAUCACACCACCAGAGACCCACACCCAGCAGAGUGUCUCCCGAUAAUGCCCCUGACAAGCCCAGAGCCAGACCUGGUAAAUCCCCUGAUCGGGGUGGCAGGGGAGCGAUAGAGAGCUAUGAGCCCAUCUCCCCUCCCCAGAGCUACCAGGAUAAACAACAAGAGGCUAGAGAGCAACAGCAACCACAGAGGCGAGAGGCUGACCAGCCUGAGAUGAGGGGUGACUCUCGCUCCCCUGGCAGUGUCAGCUACCUGCCCUCCUUCUUCACCAGGCUGGAGAACACCUCCCCUAUGGUGAAAUCCAAGAAGCAGGAGAUCAUUCGUAAGUUGAACUCCUCUGGUGUCAGUGAUUCUGAUGUUGGAAAUGCACAACCAGGCACAGAGAUCUUCAACUUGCCUGCUGUGACCAGCUCAAGUAGCGUGAACCCCAGGAACCACUCCUUCAGCGACCCGGCCAGUAACCUGGGCCUGGAGGACAUAAUUCGCAAGGCCCUGAUGGGGAACCUGGAAGAAAGGCCAGAGGAGCACCAGGGAGGGCCUCAGCCCAGCUCUAACACCCCCAGUAACGAGGCCCGCCAGGAGGCCAACCCUUCACCUAGCAUGGGCAAACAGAAACUGCAGAGCAAAGCCAACAGCCGAAAGUCAAAGUCGCCCAACCCAGGCCAGGCAUACACCGCAGCAGAGCGGCCCUCAUCAGUCUCUUCCGUCCACUCAGAGGGAGACUACCACCAGCAGCCCCCAGCCUGGUCCUGGGAGGACCGGCCCUCGUCCACAGGCUCCAUGCAAUUCCCCUAUAACCCCUUGACCAUGCGCAUGCUGAGCAGCACCCCCCCCACCUCCAUACAGGCCCAGCAGCCCCCACCUGGAGGCCCUCUGGGGCCCCAGCAGCAACAGCGUGUAUGGGAGCGAGAGCCCCUACUGUCGGAGCAGUAUGAGACCCUGUCAGACAGUGACGACUGAUCCCUGCCACAAGAAUCCUACCUGCCCCCCAUCCCACCCCAGAGGAAGGGCAGGCCUCUCAGUACAGGCCUGCAUGCCCCCCCCCCCCACACAAAAAAAAAACUAUCCUCACUCACUGGUGCUGAUCGAGUGUGGGGAGAACAGGGGGGUGUGGCGGUAUCCCUUUUGGUUCAAGUGCGCUCUCUAGCUGCCAGCAGGAAGAAAGACAGCGAGUGACUUCUGACAGGCUGGAAUCUUCAGGAUGGACUGACUGACUCCCUUUACGUCCAGAAGCUUUGAUAGACACAGCCUGCCAGGAUGGAGAACGCCUGAGUGGAAGAUAUGAUGAAAGAUGAAGAACUUGUAUGUAAAAAGAUGAAAAAAACCAACACUUUUUUUGUGGUUGAUUUCUGUAAAGAAAUGCUUUUGUCUUUAAGAAAAAUCAUUGUAUGUAAAUAGAGUAACCUUUUGCAGUGGGUUUUUUUCUGAACUUUUAGUGAUGCUUUUAAAUGGAUCCACUUUGUUUUUGAAUGAAUGGGGGGGGGGGGUUAAUCUUGAAUAUCAGUCGGUCUCUCCCUGUCCAUCUCUUACCCCCCACCUAUCUAGCACCACAGUGAAGCUGAGAGACAGAACCUGUGGGUUGUACUUGAUAAUGAGGGGAGAACUGUAGAAGAAGCCCUGACCACCAAGCACCACCAAAGCCUGUUGUGGACAUAAGUGAAUGAAACAAACACAUGUUAACAUUUCAAUUGCGGCUUUGUAAUUUGAUGCCUGUCUUUGCAACACUGUGGAGAAAGAUGAUGCAUGGAUGUAACAAUAUUCCCCCUGAUCUAGAACUUAAAGAAAGCUUUUGUCAGUCAGUCACCACACCCUUGAGACAAAACUCAUGUAUUUGGUACAAGUUGAGAACACUGGUGUAGGCGCAAGCAGAAAGGUGAAAGAAGACUAAUUAAUAAGCUUGAUGUUGUCCCAAGUUGUUUCUUCUCCUCAUGACUACUUCUGGGCCCCCAUGUUGAUCUGAACUCUGUCAUUGAGCCAAUAGUUUUUGGAUUAAGCUGACCACCACUACGGUGGGUGUAUUGUAUGGCACACAGUCCGACCCGUAGCUAUCCCUCUAGGGUUUCCAACAAGUGCAGAAUGUUCUACUUACAGUACUCUGCAACCCAUGUAUCCUUAGUCCUUUUUGUCAAGGUAACUAAAGUACAUCGGGAACCUUUUCUAGAGGUUUGCCCAUGCCUUGUGGCUGGAGAAAAAUAAGGCAGCUUUAAACACAUUUUCUCAGAGAUAUAAGUUGGUGUUUUUUAAUGUUUUUGUUUUGUAUCCUUAGUCCUUUUUUUUUGUAUACUGUCCAGACAGAAAACCGAUGUGUGAUUUGUCUUAUGUUUUAGACAAAAAAAGACAACUAACCAAACAUAAAUGGUCUGCACCAUUGUUGCACUUUUUGCUUUGUAACCUUUGACAACAAAAGCAUACUUUCUACCUGUUGUAUAACUUAUUCACGCUCAUGCAGAGGAUUGUACUGAGAUAUGCUUUGACUUUGCCCAUCACUCAUGGAAACCUGGAUGUUUAUGACCGAGUUCCUGUCUUCUCUUGUAGCUGGUACAUGGUUUUGUAGUGUGACAUGCAUUGCAGUUUUACUUUUGUUUGGGGUACAGUCAAGAUGUUAAGGAAGAGUUGCUUUUUUGCUGUCAUGGUGACUAUUCAAAUCCAUGGCCUCUUAAUCUAUUCUCAAUAUUCUAGAUUAAUAUCAGCCGUUUUUUUGUCAACAGACAUGUAGCUUCUUUAAAUUUUGAAUUUUGACAAGGUCAACAUUGAUAUUGACAGUAAUGUUCCAUUUUGGUUCUCUCAGCUUUUGCUGAACUAAACUAAUUUAUUUUCCCCCCAAAAUAUUUUGAUUUGUUUUAAGUCCUAGAGCUCAGAUUUUUGCUAUCAUUUUCAACAUCAGUUAUUCAACAUCCUAUUUUUGAUGGGAUGUCAAGUGUUUACAACGGAAAUGACAAAAAGUUUACAAAACUUGAAUCUUAAAGAAAAUCGAAAUGAAGACAGAAAAUAAUUAGUGCAUCUUUUCAGCUCAAUGGUUGAGUCCAAAAUGGCAACCUAUUCCCUAUAUAGUGUACUACUUUUUUGGGUGAUAUCCAAUCUGGAUGCAAUUUUUGGGGGGGCUGUUUAAAAUUUGAGACUUAAACCCAUGUAUCCCAUGAUGUUGAAAUGCAAUGUUUGUAUCGCACAAUGUCUCUUAAUAGUCUAUUACAAGAGUUCAGACCAAUCAAUAAAGUGGAUCAGUUCUCCACCUCAAACGUU